Molecule: messenger RNA, 574 nt
Organism: Columba livia (rock pigeon)
Lineage: Eukaryota; Metazoa; Chordata; Aves; Columbiformes; Columbidae
Product: vitamin K epoxide reductase complex subunit 1-like
Exons: 3
Coding region: 25-495 (156 amino acids)
Biological process (GO): peptidyl-glutamic acid carboxylation; blood coagulation; vitamin K metabolic process
Molecular function (GO): vitamin-K-epoxide reductase (warfarin-sensitive) activity
Source: RefSeq, a predicted model, not a curated record
GGCGGGGGGGGGGGGGGCGGACCAAUGGGAAGGGCGGCGAUGGCGGCGCGCGCGGCGGUGUGCCUGGCCGGGCUGGCGCUGUCGCUGUACGCGCUGCACGUGGAGCGGGAGCACGCGCGGGACCCCGGAUACCGCGCCGCGUGCGACCUGGCGCCCGCCGUGUCCUGCACGCGCGUGUUCGGCUCCCGGUGGGGGCGUGGCCUCGGGCUGGUGCAGCCGCUGCUGGGUCCCGACAGCGUGGCCAACGUUCCCAACGGCGCCAUCGGGGUCGCGUUCUACCUGCUGCAGGGGCUGCUGGGGCCGGCGCGCGGGCGCGCGGUGACGCUGGCGCUGCUGGGCUCGUCGGCGGCGGCGCUGGCGGCCUCGCUGUGGCUGGCGGGGGUGCUGGCGCUGGUGCUGCGCGACCUGUGCCUGGUGUGCCUGGCCACCUACGUGCUCAACGCGCUCCUGCUCGUCCUCAACCUGAAACGGCUGCGGAAACACAAAACCGCCUGAAAUGAACCCAAAGUGGGGGGGGGGCACCUCAUCCCGGUCCCCAAUAAAACAGGGGGGGUCACCUCGUCCCCAAAAACCA